Messenger RNA from Penicillium macrosclerotiorum, 942 nucleotides. RefSeq lists its product as uncharacterized. The transcript has a single exon. Bases 1 to 942 code for a protein of 313 amino acids. The record is from RefSeq and is a predicted model, not a curated record. Lineage: Eukaryota; Fungi; Ascomycota; Eurotiomycetes; Eurotiales; Aspergillaceae.
AUGGAUCCCGCCGCCAACGUCGAAGAAGCUAAGGAUGAUGUUGUAGUGCUCAUGGAAAGAGUUCGGAUUGAUGAGUCCACAUGUGAGGGUCUCAACACUCCCAUGAACACGAAAGUCUUUGUCCAAGGCCAGGUCGAAGUGGACGCCGAAGAUGACAGUGAUACUAUCAAGCUUGAGGAUGAGAGCAUCCUUCCUGAAACAAUCGUGAUAGACACCGAGACUGGCAUUGUUGUGGAUGCCGCCGAUGAGGCUGGCACGGUUGAGCUUGUCAUCGAUGAACCUGCCAAUGUUGAGACCACCGCUACUGAGCCUACUCCUACUGAGCCUAUUCCUGCAGAGCUCGGGAAUGACACUGUCAAAGACAACACCGGUAAUGGCAACCCCAGCACCGGGAAGGCCGAGCACGCGAGGCGAUUCAAGAAGAAGAAGCGCCUGCGCAUCCACAAAACAAAGCCCGUUCAUCUUCUGGCCGAGCCUCACCGGGCUUGGAUCAUGAUGUACAACGAGCUGCUCUCCACCCCUGAGAGCGUGGCUGAGAAGACAGCCCUUUCGGCAAUUAUCCAACUCAUGCGUGCACGCGGUGAACUCGUAGCUAAGCUGCCGAAUAUUCCCAAGACCGAGCUGCGCGAGUUUGUCAUUCGGUCCAACGUCGAGGGCGCUACCCCAGACAGUGAGCCCAACCAGGACAUGGCCAUUUUUCUUCGGGCCAUCCUGCAGGCUCGUACGCACCUGGCUGAAUUGAAUCCCAACACCCGCCUGUCUCAGAUCAUGCACACUAUCGUUUCGAUCCAGCGCAUUCCUGGCAUCGCCAUCGAACUAUUCGACGUUCCCACAAUCCCUCAUUUGCGUACAUUCGCGAAUGAAAAUGCCAAGAACCUGUCCAACGAUGCUCUUGUCGCCCUCCUCGAGGGUCCUGAUCUGAGGUCCCCUACCGAUUUUUGA